This is a messenger RNA of Perognathus longimembris pacificus (Pacific pocket mouse), 2086 nucleotides long. RefSeq names its product chromosome 19 C5orf22 homolog (gene C19H5orf22). The record is from RefSeq and is a predicted model, not a curated record. The transcript has 9 exons. Bases 89 to 1417 code for a protein of 442 amino acids. NCBI's taxonomy places the organism in Eukaryota, Metazoa, Chordata, Mammalia, Rodentia, Heteromyidae.
GAGAGAGGCGGGCCGCGGCCUGUUUCCCCUCGGGUUCGGAGCCGGACGCUGCAGGCUCCAGGCCAAGCUGACCGGCGGACACCCAGCCAUGAGUGACUCCGCGGGACAGGGCGCUCGCCUCCGGCGCUAUCCCGAGCUCCCGGUGUGGGUGGUGGAGGAUCACCAGGAGGUUCUGCCUUUUAUAUACCGAGCCAUAGGCUCAAAGCAUCUUCCUGCAAGUAAUAUAAGAUUUUUACAUUUUGACUCACAUCCAGACCUUCUUAUUCCUGUGAAUAUGCCAGCGGACACAGUGUUUGAUAAGGAAACACUCUUUGGAGAAUUAAGCAUUGAAAAUUGGAUUAUGCCUGCAGUUUAUGCUGGCCAUUUUUCUCAUGUAAUAUGGUUUCAUCCCACGUGGGCUCAGCAAAUGGCAGAAGGCAAACACCACUUUUUAAUAGGCAAAGACAUUUCUACCACAACAAUCAGAGUUACGAGUACAGAUCAUUACUUCCUGAGUGAUGGUCUCUAUGUCGCUGAAGACCAGCUAGAGAACCAAAAGCCGUUACAGCUGGAUGUGAUUACGGUGAAAGCUGACGGACUCUAUAACAACCAGGGCGGAAAGGCUGCAUUGUCAUCUGCCAAGAAGCCUAAGGUAGCCCUGGAAGACACAGAGAAUGCUGCCUCUGCUGACCAUGACUGUCAGUCAGAAGGGCCAGGAAAGAACCCAGUGACACAGAACGGCCAGUCUGGUCAAGAGCCGUCAUGUUCGUGUGCUUCUGAAAGUCAGCAAUGUCCGAGUACAGCCAGCACUGACCAGAUCCUGCCAAUCCUACAGCAAGGAGAUGCAUUUGUCUUAGAUAUUGACUUAGACUUUUUUUCCGUCAAGAAUCCCUUCAAAGAAAUGUUUACUCAGGAGGAAUACAAAAUCUUACAAGAACUUUACCACUUUAAAAGGCCUGGGAAUAACCUCACCACGGAUGAUUUAGCAGAUAUUGUUGAUACUCGAAUUCAUCAAUUAGAAGAUUUAGAAGCAACUUUUGCUGAUUUGUGUGAUGGUGAUGAUGAAGAAACUGUCCGGAGAUGGGCUUCAAAUCCUGGAAUGGAAUCACUACUUCCACUUGUACAGAGUUUGAAAAAACGGACAGAAGUGCCGGACUAUGAGAUGGUUCACCAAGCUGGUCUAACCUGCGAUUACUCAGAACUUCCUCACCACGUCAGCACUGAGCAAGAAAUUGAGUGUCUUGUUCAGUCUGUCUAUCACCUACUGAAAAAUCUACCCAAACCUACGCUGGUGACAAUUGCAAGGUCAAGUCUGGAUGACUACUGUCCUUCUGAACAAGUCGACAGCAUUCAGGAGAAGGUCCUCGGUGUGCUGCGCUCUCUCUAUGGGACUCUGGACACUCACCUGGUGUACUCAGCAGAGUCGCCUCCAUCUUGAAUAACACCAAACUCCUAUCUUAGUUAUGUAAAGUAACAGAUGCUAGUUGUUGCAAAUGAGUCUUCCAGAGAACAUUUUGUACUUGACUUUCGGUUGAAAUCUCUCACAUAUUUUGAACCUCUAAGCAAAUAUUAUCAGUGUUUGAAUGAUAGCAGAGUUUUUUGGGAGGAAUGGAGGUGAGGGAUUACACCAAAUCUACUACUGCCCCAAUGGAUGGAAAUAUUCAUUAUCUAUCAUCGUCUUCCUUUUUGUGAGAGUUAUUUCCCCUUCUCCUUCUCCUAGGCAAAAUGGACUUAAUGAGAUUUAUGUAUUCAUUCAACUCAUGGAUGUUAACUACUUACAUGUACCAGACAUUACUAAGUACUACAUAAACUGCGAAACAAAAUAGGUAAAGCCAUGCCAGGAGGCAGGUGAGAAGAAAAUUACAGGUUGUGAGCAGUAUUGAGAAGGAGGAAAAGACACCAUAAAUAUGUCUUAGGCAUAUUCUCAGGGCCUUCUAGGAAAGUAAUGUUCUCCAAAGCUAGUGCCAAAAUAAAACCUUGCCAAUCCAUGAAAAUACUACAGGAAGUCAGCAUCUCCAAGGCUAUUGGGAUUAGGGUCAGUCAUCGCUUACUCUCGAGCAUGGUUUUUACUAAAGAGGCCCACUGAUGGGCUGGGGAUAUGGCCUAG